Molecule: messenger RNA, 4449 nt
Organism: Paramecium octaurelia
Lineage: Eukaryota; Ciliophora; Oligohymenophorea; Peniculida; Parameciidae
Source: the annotation of a GenBank genome assembly
AUGUUCACAAUUUAUUCAAUUAGAAUAUAUAACCUCCUUAUGGUGAUGCUAGUUACCGUCUUCGUUAUGCCAUUUUUAAGUGUAUUUUUAGCAGCUUUUAAGUGUGAAGGAUAAAUGCAAUGCGAUUCAAUCCUUUAUUAUAUAAUGGUAAUUUUAUCUUCUUUGGGAAUUGUCUUGCUAUUAAUUUGUCUAAUAUUUUUUGAAAUCUUCCUGGUGGAUUACAAGUAUCAUUUACUUAUUAUUUAGCCCAUUCACUCCAAUUCCUUAUGCGUCUAAAUACACAAAAUUAAAUUGGAUUGAAUUGAUAUUCAAAAUUUAUUUGCCAUUUUUUGCUGUAAUGGAUCCAUAAUAAGAUGCUGAAAAACCAUUUAUAACAAUUUUAUGUAUCAUGUAUGCAAUGAUGAUCACUAUGAGAUUAAAGACAAGGUAAUUCAUUGAAAAUAGUGUUAACAUAAGUAAAUUGAGUUAGACUUCUUUAUUAUUUUGGACAUCCUUUGUAUCAGUUUGCCAUGCUUAUUUAGAUCAAGGGGAGGUAGAUGAUAUGGGAUUCUUUUAUGAAGUAGUAUGUUCACCUAUUGUUGUCUACUGUUGUUUUAAAUUGAAUAAAAGCCCUGAAUUAAUAACUCAUAUGAAAAAAGAUAUAUAGUUAGAAGAAACUGUUUAAGAGAUGAUAUUCUUGAUAGAAAAUAGAGAAAAGCCUAUUAAUCGAAUGAAAUUAGAAGGGUUUGUAAAGCUUCAUUAAAAAGAUUGUUUAAAAUCUGUUGAAUAAUGUCCAUGUUCCUCAAUACAUUAAGAUACUUUAAGAAAUUAAGAUGAAAAAACAAAUGAUAAAUAAUCCUUAGACAAGACAAUCAGAUGGUAUGCUUUUGUUUAAGCCCUUAUAUAGAAUUCGUCUGAUAGACUUCAGACAACAAGAAUAUAAAUAAUUCGUUCGUAUGUAUUAUAAAAAAAGUUAAAAAAUAAAUUUAAAGCAUUUUAUGAGUUGGCAAUAGCCCAAAAAUAGAGACUAUAAUUCUAGGAUGAGUUUUGUAUUUACAGAGUGAUGAAUCAAAUUGAAUUGGAGAUGAUUGAAUAGGAUAAGAAUUAGGAAAUAGAUGUGUAAUAAAUAGUAAACUUUUAAAACUAUUACAUCCAAUUCGAAACAGCAAUUGAGAAAUCAGUGAACUUGCAUUUAGAAUAUUGGAGAGAAUUAUAAGAAGAGUCUCCUGAUAUUGGUAAAUUGCAAUAAUUGGGAGCAUCAAUAACAUCAUCAAUUGAUGAGACAGAACAACUUUAUGAUAAAUUGAUUAAAAUAAAUAGUAUCCAUUUAAAGACAUUAGAAAUAUAUGGAAAUUUCUUAACUCAUGUAGUUAAUAAUGACAUUGAAGGGACUAGAAUAAUUGAUAAAUCAGAUCAAAUUAGUAAGAAUCUAGAAAUUAAUCGAAUUAUCGAUAGUGAGAAAUUCAAGUAUGAUUAAAAUAGUGACACUUGCAUAAUCACAUGUUCAGUUAAUAUUGAGAAUUUAGGUGCUAUAACUAAUUGCAAUAAUGAAAUACAAAAAUUGUUAGGCUAUAAAAAAGCUGAUCUAAUGAGAUCAAAUGUAUCAAGAAUUAUGCCUAGAAUUUUGGCAAGUGUUCAUGAUGACUUUAUCAGAAACUUCAUUUAAACAAGUUAAAGUAAAGUCUUAGGAAUAGAGAGAUAAGUAUUUGCAUUGAAUAAAAGUGGAUUCUUAGUUCCAUGUUCCUUAAUGAUAAGAGUCUUACCAAAUUUAAAGAAUGGGUUAUAAAUAGUCGGAUUUUUAAAGAAAAGUGACAAUACUGAUAGGUUUUUCUAUCUAAUGUUUGAUGAAUUAUCACAUUCUAUACUAGGAUUUAGCGAAACAGUAUAUGAUAAGUUCGGAGUUCCAUCAGGUGUUGCCAACGGUUAAUUAGAUCUACCAAUCGUUGACAUAGCACCUGAAUUACUUGAUUUCUGUAAAAAACAAGGAGCCUUCAAUUUUACAAUUGAUACGACAGGAUUAUCAAAUAACUAUUAGAUUGCACAGGAUGAAAGUCUGGAUGAUAUAUAAUAACAGGAAGAUCAAUCUGCUUUUUAUGGUAUUUCAAGAGAUCCAUAUGAAUAAAAUGUACUGCUCGAGAGAAAGGAAUACAGUCAAAUAAAUGAAAAGACUGCAAAUAAUGAUAAAUCAAUGUUUAAUGAGAAGACUAUUACACAAGACCCAAAAUUAAUUAAUCACAAGUCUUUGAAAUACAAAAGUGCUUUAGUAAAGGGAUUACUCGUUGAAGAUUCAGAAUAUGCCAAUGCUAAAAUAAAAAUUAUAUAAUUUAUUGAAGAGUCUUAAGAAGAAUUGUUAAAUAAAGUAAUUGAGGACAAGAAAUUAGAAGAAGAAUAACCAGAUGUUGUAGAGAAUGUAAUUUAGUCAGAAGUAAGUGGAGGAUCAGGUCUGUCUGUGAAUGAAGAAAUUAGAUAGAUAAAAGAAUUCAAAAUACAGAUGGGUGAGAAAUCAGAAGCCUCUAAAAUUAUUAUGUUAAACAGAAUAAUAAUUUUAUUAUCUACUAUUUUAAUUGUUUUAUCAUCAGUUCAAUUAGGAUAUCGAUUACAAUAAAAUGAUGAACUGCUAAAUGGUCACUCGGCCAUAACAAUGGCCUACUAUAGAACUGGAGUCAUGGCUGAUGUGGUAUUCUAUACCAGAUAUUUAUAAUUGAUGGCUUAUGGAAAUGUUACAUAUGAUCAAAGUUUCAGAGACAAAGUAAAUUAUUGUAACAAUUAUUUAGUUAAGUUAAUAAGUCAAUCAGCUUAAGUCGAUAUAAUAUUCUCUUAUAAAGUCUCGAAUUGAUAUGGAAGCUAAGAAGAAUGUAUUUUCAGAUACUACUAUCAAUGUGACUUACUUAUAUGAGAAUGUAGAAUAGAAUUACUCAAGUUCCUUAAGUGAUGCUAUAUUCUAAUUAGUUACAUCUGCCUCUAUUAUAAGAAAUGCAUCAUUAUCAUCUUUCAUUGAUUCCAAUAGUGUAAUCUAAUUAUAUUAUCAAAUAGACCGAAAAUACAGUCAAAAAUGUAUUCUUUAUCAUUAGAAAUGGAUAUCAAUUACUAAGAUAAGGAUCUUAAGAUGUCUCUGAAAUCUACUAUGACUUUUUUGUUUUCAUAAUUGGAGACUACGAUUCAAUCUUCUAUGCUGUCUUAUCAUUAGCCAUAGCAUCCUUAGUUAUUGCCUAAUUCUUUUUAAUUCCCAUUGUGUUAAAAGUUCACAAUAUUAAUAAUAAAGUCAUGUCCUUAUUCGGACUAUUGACUUAAAAGGAUAUCAAAGAACUGGCUUAGAGAAGUGAAUAAUUCAAGAAUACUUAUCUAUCAAACAUGCAAAAUACCAUUAAGGAAUAAGCUUAAGCAAAAGCAGAAUUGGAGAAAUUGUAAGAAAAGCAAAAGAAAUUGAAGAAUUAGGAUUAGAAUUUGAAUGAUUAAUCAAAUGUGAUUGUAGAGAUUAAUAACGAGUAACCGCAGCCAUCAAAUGAUGCUCCAUUAUCAUCUAAUUAAUAGCCUUUACCUUCAUCUUUACCAACUCAUAAGAAUAUUGACAAAUUGCAACUACAAUAGCAAUAAGAACAUGAUGAAUAACAAAUUUUAGACUCAGAAGCUAUGCGAUAAUAGAAACUAUUGAACUCUAAGGCUUCAAAUACUUUUUCUGUAUCUAUGAAAUUUAUUCUGAUGAUGAUGAUAUUUAUGGCCUACUUCAUAGUUAAUAUUACUUUAGAACAGUAAUUGACUGAUCAAUCUGUCAUUAUAUAUAACCAUCUGAAAUAUAGUUCUAUCAGAGCUUAUAACCUCAAGUAUUCUAUUUAUUUUACUAUUGAAUAAAUCUUGUAGGCCACCAAUUAUAAAGAACAAUACAUAGAGGCUUUAUAUGAAAAUGAAAGACUCUGCUUGGAGUCUUUACAGUAAUCAUUCUCAUCAAAGUUUGAUCCCUAUAUAUCUCUCUAUAAUUAGUUCAACCUACAAAGCUUAUGUCUCCAAUCAUUUUCAACAGAUUAAUUUACAUUAGAUGUAAAUCAGUGUUCUAUUCUAUCAGGAGGUAUUUUGGAUAGAGGUUUGAGAAAUUCAAUCACCUCCUUGGCUUUGUGGGCCAGCAAUACAAUAUCCACAGAUAUUAAGAUUUUGGAUAGUUAAUAGGUUAAAAACUAUAUUGAAUAAGUUUACUAUAUUGAUUAAGCUAUCGUCUAUUUAAAUGCUUAAUACUCUUUAGGCAUGUCAGAUUUUGUGGAUUCUGAACAAUAAAUAGAGAAAAUUAAAUUUUCUGUCUUUAUCAUAGGACUAGUAUUCAUAUUUUUAUUCAUUUGGACACCUUAUAACAAAGAAAUGAGUAGGUAAAUUUGGAGAACGAAAGGUAUGCUAAAUAUGAUUCCAUUUGAAAUGAUUAAGGCAUAAGAGAGUUUGAAAAACGCAUUUCUUAAGGGAAAUAUCAUAGCAGCAGUUAAAUGA